Messenger RNA from Lathyrus oleraceus (garden pea), 1222 nucleotides. RefSeq lists its product as uncharacterized. The transcript is spliced from 4 exons. The coding region runs from base 170 to 898 and encodes 242 amino acids. NCBI's taxonomy places the organism in Eukaryota, Viridiplantae, Streptophyta, Magnoliopsida, Fabales, Fabaceae. The record is from RefSeq and is a predicted model, not a curated record.
UAAUUUGAGAGGCUUGAAUUCAGUUAUAUUUUUUCUUUUUCAAAUGACAAAUUUGGGUCUUAGAAAAUACUAGUUGAAAACAUCACAACUCUAGUUACCGGAGUGAAAUCGGAAAACCAUAGUAGCAGUUGUCUGGAACAAGCGAGCGAACAGGUAGCACGAUACCGAAAUGAAGUUAGCUCCGGUCACAGUGUUUAUGUUCAGAGACUCAGAGGGUUUCGCCUCUGCUAUCUCAGAAUCUCUUCACCCUAACCCUUCUUCCUCCUUCACCCGCCUAGAGGAUUCGUUUGAACUCUCUUUGGAGAGUUAUGGAAUCAAGGACCAUAAAGCAUCAGGGAAUGUUCUUCACUAUGUUGAUAAUCACGGCAUUUACAAGGUGUCAGUUGUGAUUAUGCAGCAUUAUGAUCCGCCAGUACUAGCAUGUGCUCUUAACGAGGUCCUUAAUAAAAUUUUAAAAGGCGAUGAUCCAUCUACCAUGCCUACACUUUUGGUACCUUUUUUGGUGGAAUCAUCCAAAGUUAAAGGGAACAGUAAAUCCCUAAAAUCAGAUGAAAGCAAAGCCUUAACUUAUGGCAUACAGAUUGGUCAAAUUACAGACAUAAUGCAGACCUUACUACAGAAAACCCAGGAACCACCAUCUUCAUUGCGGAUUCAACAUGAAAAUUUUGCAUGUUUUCUUCACUUUGUUCGUGUAAUGAAGUUACCUACCUUUUUUCUAAUUGGACAAACUAGUCAAUAUUCGGACAAUAAAUCUACCAAACAGCAUGAGGCAAUUUGUGAAAUAGGUGAGAUUUUAGCUAGCAGUACAGGUCUGCAGUUUUCAGAAGACAAAGUGAUAUGGAAUCCAAAAAAGACAUCAAAAGAGAUCAAGGAGCCAUGGCGCGAGUUAUAUGGUUGAAUAACAGGUCCCUUACAUGCAAACAAGGAACUAGUCUUUUCAAGGGUCUGAUUCUCACAACCAUGGUCUUUUUAAACUGUUUUCUUUUUAACAUGUUCAUAAGAAUUAUUUAUCUUAUUUUCUUUGUACCUCCCUAAAGUAUCCUAGUCUCUUGUAUUGCGUGCAAUGAACUGAAUGCUGGCAUAGGUUUUGACAGACUAAGACAUUCAUCGCAUACUGAACUGGUUUGAUGCAUUUACAACAGAGCCAUAGUUUUUUAAAAUUGUUUCUGUAAUACAGUAAUAGUUGCACUUCAGUACUAAUGAGAGCUUGAACUUUUUAGUA